AUGGGCUUGACUCGUUCUCGACGAGGCUCCUGGCGCGGCGAGUGCACUCAUGUCAGCGUCGCCCGCGUCCUCGACACCGACGGCAGCAUCGGCUGCUCGCGCUGCGGCAACGGCCUCGCGAUGCGCUGGGUCUACGUCUGCACCGAAGACAUGCAGCGGACGCUCAGCGAUGGCUUCCUGCGCGGGCUGGCUGAGCCUGUCUCGUCUUCCUCUUCGCUGUCGUCUCAGCAGGAGAUCGAGCUGCCCCUGAACGAGUGGAUGACCAAGGCCAUCGAGGACGGACACUACACCGAGGACCAGGUCAGGACGCUCAGGGAGCAGCGAGCGUCCGUCCUCGAGGCCAUGCGCAUGGAAGCCACGCGCAGGGAGGAAGAGCGCGAGCGGGCAGAGGCAGAAGCAGAUGUGCUGCACCGGGCAGGCAUCCUACCGCUGCGGCCGCCCCCGGGGCUGCCAGUGCCGCCGUCAGCAGCAAGAAACAGCAUCACCGGCAUGCUCAUGGAAGACCUCGAGGGGCCCGUCAUCCCACGGUGCGACAGGUCCUUCUGCCAGCGCUGCCGGCCCAGCCACCAGGAGAGAGCGUGGCAGAGCCUGACCAGACUGUGCAGCAACGACAACCAGCUCGUCCUGAAAAACACCGCCACCGGGGAGCCAGUCAACAGCAUCUACGACAUCCCCAUGAGCGAGAUCAUGCGUCCACUCCCAGGGUACGAAGACGACAGCGACCUGGGCAAAGUCGAGGACAAAGUCCAGGAUAAUCCCGAUGAUAAAGUCGAGGAUAAAGUCGAGGAUAAAGCCAACGAGGAAGAGCUUUCAAGGGUAUCAUCCACAGACAUCUGGGACGACUGGUCGGAUCUCAUUUGGAGCAAGAAGUCACACCAGAACGAUAACAGCGAACAGCCAGAGAUUCCCGAGAGGUCGCCGAAGCGUCCCUGCCUGCCAUUUGGACGGCCUCGACUGCUCAGGAUGUCCAGGUUCAUCGCUCAACGGGGAGGGCUGCCAUUCUCUUCCUUCUCGCCGCCGGAUCAGGGGCCACAGCCAGAGGCAGACAACGACGAAGACGCAAUCACAGAAGCACCAACCAAAAACGAGUGA
Nannizzia gypsea CBS 118893 is the source of this 1092-nucleotide messenger RNA. RefSeq lists its product as hypothetical. The coding region runs from base 1 to 1092 and encodes 363 amino acids. The record is from RefSeq and is a predicted model, not a curated record. The transcript has a single exon. Lineage: Eukaryota; Fungi; Ascomycota; Eurotiomycetes; Onygenales; Arthrodermataceae.